AGUGAUCGGCCUCGAGGCCUUUACGCGGAUUAGUACCUGUCUUCCACAAUAUUGCUUAGAAGGCCGAAAUUUUUCAGUCGUUAAAAGAAUGGCUGGCUUUCCUGCUGCGUUUGAGCGGACGCACGACUCGUGUUUCCCCCGGAUUCCUGAUCGUCGAGGUCUGCCACGCCUUGAAUUGCACGGUACACGCCACGCCGUCACAAGUUAGAUUUACGAGAAUCAAACGCCCCUCCACCUCGUGUACGCAUACUUUCCGUACUAUAUCAUGAGGCCCGCACGUCCACUUCCCCUGAAUUGCCAACAUCAGUCCACCCGCCAGCAUAACCAGCCUCCUCAGCAUCACUAUACUCGGGAACGCCAAACGUCCCGUCGCAAGCGACUCCCUACACUCUCUAUCUCAAGAAUAUUCACGGGGAAAGCGAUGCCAUCAAAAUUUAACAUCUUUAGAACUUGUAUUUACGGCGUAGUCUUUAUUUGGACACUGAUCUGCCUGGGUAUUGCAGCUCACUUCCAGAGUCUACUGGUCAUCACAGAUCUCACUCGUUUCGUUCCUUUCACCAUUUUCGUAUGUAGUGUCAGCAUGCUCAUUCUCAUCAUCUUGCUUGGAUGUAGCAUGGUUCGAACCAGCAAUCCGAUCUCCACGAGAAUCGAACUCGGAUGCCUCGGACUGCUUGGGACUUUCUGGCUUGCUUUGGGUGCCUUCCUAGCAAGCUCUGACUCGGAGAACGCCAACGUAGAAUGCUAUUCAUCCGAUGCAGAGACCUCUCCCAUCGAUGUUCCUGGGUUCUCUACAGAGACAUAUCAGGCUCAGUACCGGGUUCUGGAGGCAUUCUCACUUUUCAAUCUUAUUCUCAUAUUGGUGUUUUUGUUGUUCUUGCUGGCGCUCGCGGUAAAGCAUCAUUUCCGCGUCAACCGCAAUGUGUGGUACAUUGCGGUCACUGAAUACCCGUGGUUCGGAAAGACUAUGUCCAAGUUACCAGCGCCCGUUAGCAGUCGGUCACGAUCAAGAGGCAAGACUUACGAUGAGAAAGCCUCAGCACCCUGGGAGAAUGAGACAAGACGCGGGGACUCACGUUACCCCGGAUGGUCAGCUCAAGUCCCGGCACCGGCACGCGCGUCGGACAAGUAUAAGAGGGAUGCGUCACCCAGGCGGUGACCGCUGUAUACGUUUCACAAUUGGGUUCUAUUGGCAUAGACUGUCAUGAUCUGCAUUUACUUGGGAAAACUAAUAAAUACAGUUUGUACUAUAGCACGGGACUGUCAAUAUCAUGAUAUUCUCUUGAAUGAUUU
Molecule: messenger RNA, 1290 nt
Organism: Suillus fuscotomentosus
Lineage: Eukaryota; Fungi; Basidiomycota; Agaricomycetes; Boletales; Suillaceae
Exons: 7
Coding region: 266-1156 (296 amino acids)
Source: RefSeq, a predicted model, not a curated record